Diospyros lotus (date-plum) is the source of this 2066-nucleotide messenger RNA. RefSeq names its product shaggy-related protein kinase alpha-like. Gene Ontology annotation, molecular function: protein serine/threonine kinase activity; ATP binding. The record is from RefSeq and is a predicted model, not a curated record. Gene Ontology annotation, cellular component: cytoplasm. NCBI's taxonomy places the organism in Eukaryota, Viridiplantae, Streptophyta, Magnoliopsida, Ericales, Ebenaceae. The coding region runs from base 473 to 1705 and encodes 410 amino acids. Gene Ontology annotation, biological process: signal transduction; protein phosphorylation. The transcript has 13 exons.
GAGAGAGAGAAGGAAAAAGAAAGUAUGAAAUGAAGAAGAAAAUCAAAAUCUACGAGCAGAUGCCAGAGAGAGGGGGUUUGAACGGUCAAAAGAAGAGAGAGAGAGAGGAAACACAUAAAUGUUAGGGCUCUUUUCUUUUUUAGUUCGUUGACUGUCUGUCAUCAAAGACCGCCAAAUAAAGCAGAGCCAACAAAAAGCAGAAGCAGAUUUUCCCAACCCCAACCCCCCCCCCCCCUCUCUUUCUCUCUCUUUCUCCCCUUACCAGAAGGCAAGGUUGCUCAAGAAAUUCAAGAAAUUUGGGGCUGAAAUCGGUUUGAUCAGUUGAAGACACCGUAUGUUGGCGAUAGAUUACGCGCAUCCGCUACGCCUAUCUCCCGGCACUCCUGACUUGAUCGCAGCUAAGUUAUAGAUUUUCCUAUUGAGUUGAGACUUGCAUCCGUGGGAGGCCUGUUUAUUCUCUGGUCUUCAGUAGAUGGCUUCAGUGAACAUAGUACCUUCAGCUGCUGGAUUAAGAGAACCUAGUGCAGCUACUGUUAAUGCUGAUACACUUCCUGAUGCGAUGAAUGGCAUGAGAAUCAGGGAUGACAAGGAGGUUGAAGCUACUGUGGUGAAUGGUAAUGGAACAGAGACAGGUCACAUUAUUGUUACAACUAUUGGUGGCAGUAAUGGCCAGCCAAAGCAGACUAUUAGCUAUAUGGCUGAGCGUGUUGUUGGAAAUGGAUCAUUUGGAGUAGUUUUCCAGGCUAAGUGCUUAGAGACAGGUGAAACUGUUGCAAUCAAAAAGGUCCUUCAAGAUAAAAGGUACAAGAAUCGGGAGCUGCAAACCAUGCGUCUUCUGGACCACCCAAACAUUGUCUCUCUAAAACACUGUUUCUUUUCAACGACUGAAAAAGAUGAACUGUAUCUUAACUUGGUACUGGAGUAUGUCCCUGAGACCAUUCAUCGAGUGAUUAAGCACUAUAAUAAGAUGAACCAGAGGGUGCCCAUGAUUUAUGUGAAGCUAUACACUUACCAGAUUUUCAGAGCACUUGCAUACAUUCAUGGUGGCAUUGGAGUGUGCCACAGGGACAUUAAACCUCAAAAUCUACUGGUUAAUCCUCAUACACACCAAGUGAAGUUAUGCGACUUUGGGAGUGCCAAAGUUUUGGUUAGAGGAGAGCCAAAUAUAUCUUACAUCUGCUCCAGAUACUAUCGAGCACCUGAGCUUAUAUUUGGGGCUACCGAGUACACCACAGCCAUAGAUGUCUGGUCUGCUGGUUGUGUUCUAGCUGAAUUACUUCUAGGACAGCCUCUCUUUCCCGGUGACAGUGGAGUUGACCAGCUUGUGGAAAUCAUAAAGGUAUUGGGGACCCCAACAAGGGAGGAAAUCAAGUGCAUGAACCCUAACUACACAGAGUUCAAAUUUCCACAAAUUAAAGCUCACCCAUGGCACAAGAUAUUCCACAAGCGCAUGCCUAUGGAGGCUGUAGACCUUGUAUCAAGACUAUUGCAAUAUUCUCCUAAUCUUCGAAGCUCACCUCUCGAGGUUUUGGUACAUCCUUUUUUUAACGAGCUACGUGACCCAAACAACCGCCUUCCAAAUGGGCGUUCCCUCCCUCCACUGUUCAACUUUAAGCCCCAUGAACUUAAGGGAGUGCCAAUGGAGAUGCUGGUGAAAUUGAUCCCCGAGCACGCGAGAAAGCAAUGCGGCUUCCAUGGGUCAUGACCAUGUUUCUUUUUUCUUCUUUUUGGCCCUUUUGUCUCUUGUGUAGUUAUGUUCUGCAGCUUGCAGAACAUGAACUACUAAAUGUAGAAAAUGAGCCUGCUAGUUGGUGGUCUGUUCCAGUGAUUUUGUGGAAGCUAUUUAUUUGUUUCUUCAUAACUUGUUGUUCUACCUUUUCUGGCGUUCUCUUCCUUCUUUGUAGGAGGAGAAGAAAAGAGCUUCUGUAAUAUUCUCUCUUACAAGUGGUAAAUGGGCAUGCUGACACUUGUGUUUACAUGAAAACAGAUAUUACAAUAUUGUACUAAAAGCAGAAGUAUAUUGUAUUGCACGUAAUUGAGCGUUUGAAGAUUGCUGUUUUGUAUCA